AUGGAUCUCAACCACGGUCUAUCACCCGCUCAAAACCCCGCCAACUCAGCUGGUGAAAUGACCGACGAUCAAAAAAGUGACAUAAAUGCAGCUUCUCAUCAUGCAAGACUGCAUCGGCCAACCGGAGAACAAGCUAGCCGUGUCGCUCAAAACAUUGACAAGGGAAAUUCCGGGCCAGUUGAAACCGACUCCGCCAUUCCCAGCAUCGAACUGCGUCAACAGAUGAAGAUCAAGCAAGAAGGCCAUGGUCAAUUCUUCUCGAAUCCCAUGAAGCACUCUCAGGAGUCCGAAGAGAAUCCCAAUGGAAUUCUGAAUCACUUUCACAGUCAUAGCAAUGGAGAGCUUUACAGAAAAGAGUAUGCCACCAGGUCUAAGACGAGCAAACGCAAGAGGGAUGAUACGGAGGAGCAGAGAGGAUCCAUUGCCCCAAGCUUGCCAGUGUCUAUUGUCCGACUCUCACCGGCAAUGGCAAUGCAAAAAAGGGAAGAAGGGCCAGAGAAGGCGUGCCUCAAUACACAAGAGAGUGCGAAUACAGCUCGCAUCCGAAACCUGGAAGCCGAGAACAACCGCCUCAAAUCCGAGAUAGACGAGCUUGAGAGAGAGCUAGAAAACACACGGACGGAGCUUCUUGAGGAACUUUCCGAGCUGCGAUCCAAGAACUACGUUAACCCCACCAAGGACGCCGAUUCAGAGAUUGGAAAAGACUGGGAACAUUUGGACUUCUUGAUUCAACAGUUUGUUAGCAAUCACUUUCCCACUAUGCUUCUCUGGGAAGACAUUCAGCGAGCCGGCACCGUCGAGCAGUACUGGCCCCUUAGCGAAGUAUGUGCAGAGCUAGAAUCAGUCCUCCAAAGCGGAUACAUAUACCCAUACCUUGUGGAAAGCAUGGUGUGGCGUUUUGUCAAGAGAGAAGUUUUUGACCCUAAGUCAAAGCUGUGGGCAGGAGAGAUUGGUGAGAAAUUCGAUGAUAUCUGCGGCAAAAUCACAGGAUGCGUCGAGGAAUUCCCAGUCGACGAGAAGACAAGUUUCAACACAGCUUUUCAUGAAUGGAGAUCACGAUCUGUGAGCUUCCUUGUCGACCUGGGUUUGGACAGGAAGUCAGGAGAUGAUACAACUGCCAGGAAAAUGAUGGAAGAGUUACGGCAGUUCAUCUCACCAAAGCCAUCGUUGCCUCGGUUUUCCAAAAGAAGUUUGAGAGACGCUGCCGAGAUCAUCAGAAAAGCUGUUGACAUCAACAUUCAGCUCAGAAAGUCAAAAGCUUACCUCUCUCUCAUCUUCCCUGGUGCCGUACGAUCGAUUCAAUCUCGGUUCUUUGGGUUUUCUUUUGAUGCAAGGAUCAUGGAUAAGAUUUCCCUUGGGCUGAGCAGCGAUCAACUGGACCAAACAAGCCCUCCCAUCGUUGAUAUGGCGAUAUCACCAUGCUUGAUAAAGCGCGGCAAUGCUGAUGGCACAAACUACGAAUCCACGAAAGUAUUGGCCAAAAUGCGAGUUGUUUGCGACCUAGAUGCCUUCUUCAACGGUUUCAAUGAUGAGGAAGACGACGAGGAAGUUGACAAUGACAACCAGUCUGCCAUGUCAGGUCACGCGACAGUUACAUCUCAGCACCCCAAAAACAACGAAGGGGAUGCAGACGCUUCAGUGCACAUGGCUCCGGAAUAUUCACCGUGCAUGGAUAGUCCAAUUCCUCAUAAUGGAGAGCAUGGGAACAAAGAGAAGACAGAGGAGUCUACCAUCAUUGUGGCCGCACAUGCUUCCGCCAAACCUGAGCUUGAAGAGCAGGAAGGUGGCGCGUGUGAUGUCGCAGAGUCGAAGCGCGAUUCGCCGGAAACAUCUCCAUUGACCGUGAAGGGGGAGGUCGUCAGUGCGGAGAUGGUCUAUCCUCAUGCAGAGAAUGCUGAAGGAAGCUCGGAAGCAAUGGAUCUUGACGGAGGUGCCGAUCUUGCCUAUCAACCACCGGCCCCGAAGGUUGACCACGACGGAGACCUGCAAAUGGAAUCAGUCUAG
Molecule: messenger RNA, 2004 nt
Organism: Neurospora crassa OR74A
Lineage: Eukaryota; Fungi; Ascomycota; Sordariomycetes; Sordariales; Sordariaceae
Exons: 2
Coding region: 1-2004 (667 amino acids)
Source: RefSeq, a predicted model, not a curated record